Messenger RNA from Camelina sativa (false flax), 1625 nucleotides. Its product is annotated as cytochrome P450 71A26. Lineage: Eukaryota; Viridiplantae; Streptophyta; Magnoliopsida; Brassicales; Brassicaceae. The record is from RefSeq and is a predicted model, not a curated record. Gene Ontology annotation, molecular function: heme binding; monooxygenase activity; oxidoreductase activity, acting on paired donors, with incorporation or reduction of molecular oxygen.
UAUAUAAAGUCCAAACGAGGAUUAAAAGAAUCUGCACCAAGUGAAGAAUCCAUAAAAUGGAAACGAUGAUCGUGAUACUUCUCCUAUGCUCAAUAAUCUCUAUUACAAUUAUAUUCUUCAAAAAACAAAAUACAAGGAAGAAAAGCAACACACCAACGUCACCACCAGGACUUCCAUUGAUUGGAAACCUUCACCAGCUCGGCUGUCACGCUCACCGAUCACUAUGCUCUCUCAGCCAUCGUUACGGUCCUCUCAUGCUCGUCCACUUUGGUCGUAUCCCGGUUCUUGUAGUCUCUUCUGCCGAAAUGGCUAGAGACGUUUUGAAGACACAUGAUCGUGUUUUUGCUAGCCGUCCACGGUCAAAAAUCACCAAGAAGCUUCUUUACGGCGGACGUGAUGUGGCCUUCGCUCCUUACGGAGAGUAUUGGAGACAAAUGAAAAGUGUGUGCGUACUCAGUUUGGUCAGCAUCAAAAUGGUACGAUCUUUUCGAGACGUGAGAGAAGAAGAGAUCAGUGUGAUGAUGAAGAAGAUCCGGAAGUCGAGUUCUUUGCAAGUGAAUCUAAGCGAGAUAUUGACGAGUUUAACGAAUGAUGUGAUAUGUAGAGUUGCUUUGGGACGAAAAUAUGGCGGUGAAGUGAAUUUCAAAGAGUUAAUGAAGAGGUUUACAAGGCUACUAGGAGCGUUUAGUGUGGGGAGUACUGUACCGUGUCUUGCCUGGAUUGAUUGGAUCUCCGGUUUGGAUGGUGAGCUAGAAAAGACGAAAAACGAUCUUGAUGAGUUCUUUGAGAGAGUUUUGCAAGAUCAUGAAGAUGGUGACCGCCAAGAUAGGAAUGACUUUGUGGAUGUGUUGCUCGCAAUUCAGAGAGAGAAGAGCGUCGGGUUUGAAAUCGACCGGUUAAGCAUAAAGGCUAUCGUCUUGGAUAUUUUUGUGGGUGGUACGGACACAUCGUAUGCACUUAUGGAAUGGGUAAUGACAGAGCUUCUACAUCACCCCGAGUGUCUGAUCAGACUUCAAGAAGAAGUACGUAUGAUUUGUAAGGGCAAACCGCGUGUAUCAGAAGAAGACAGUCAAGAAAUGAAAUACUUAAAAGCUGUGAUCAAAGAGACAAUGAGGCUACAUCCUCCACUUCCAUUGAUGGUUCCUCACGAAUCAACUCUAGAUGUCAAGUUAAGAGGCUACCACAUACCUGCCGGUACAGAGGUUAUGAUCAAUGCAUGGGCGAUUGGGAGAGAGGCUGCGACAUGGGGUCCAGAGGCGGAGGAGUUUAGACCAGAGCGACAUUUAGAUUCGUCUAUUGAUUUCCGAGGUCAGGGUUUUGAGCUGAUUCCGUUUGGAUCAGGGAGAAGGAUUUGUCCAGCAAUAUCAUUUGCUGUGGUGUUGAAUGAGGAAGUUUUGGCUAACUUAGUGCAUCAGUUUGAUUGGAGAUUACCGGUUGAAUCUACAGAAGUUCGAACAGGUGUUGUUGAGUCAACUGGAAUAGCAGUUCGCCGCAUGUUCCCUCUUUAUGCCAUUGCAUCAACUACUACUUGACUAAGGCAUUAUAUAUGAUAGUUGUGUAUUGUGUGAUUGUGUCGCAUAAGAAUAAUGAUCAUGGAUACAAAUGUUUGUAUAUAAAAUAAAUUU